CUUUGGAUCCUUGCUAGAACGGACGAUAGGUAUGUUGGAAUGCUUUUCUACGUACUUCAUUUCCAAUAUCCCACUGGCGUGUAUGAGAUUUAGGUGGAGGAUCUCUUUUCGCACAUAUGGUAGAUGAUACAUCAUAUCAUGUUGUACUACUUGUAGUUUAUCUUUUUGAAGUAAAAUGGCAGACGUCACAGUUGCAUCUUCUAAAGCGGGCAUCAAUGAUUGGGGUGCGCUAACCUCGCAUCUGUUGGCUACACAUUCUCCCUACGCCGAACACGAAACAUAUCGAGAUAAUUUUCCUUUUUUGCGCGAAGAAUGCCGGGUCUUAGUAAUCGGGGCGGGCGGUCUGGGCUGCGAAUUGCUGAAAGACCUGGCAUAUUCUGGGUUUUUCAGUAUCGACGUAAUCGACCUGGACACUAUCGAUGUGUCAAAUUUGAACCGGCAAUUUCUCUUCCGGCAAGAACACGUCGGUCGCGCAAAAGCAGAAGUUGCCGCGGAGACAAUCAACGCGCGAAUGAGACAAAAGGUGGUGACACCGCACUUCGGGAAGAUCCAGGACAAGAGCGCCGCAUGGUACCAGGGAUUCAAUAUGGUGAUCGCGGGAUUGGACAACAUAGAUGCGCGACGCUGGAUCAAUAGCCUUCUCCAUACACUCGUUCAAAGAGACGAAAACGGCGAAGUGGACCCGGGCAGCUGCAUUCCACUCCUAGACGGCGGCACUGAAGGUGAAAUAUUUAUCAGGAUCAUCAUCAAUAGGGCUUUGCUAUGUGGCUCUCACGAUAUUAUACUUGAAAAAUAAUCUCGUGGAACGCAACUAUCACGACGGACACCAUAAACGCACUAACAUCCCCGUCUCCUUGUUCAGGUCUCAAAGGUCAAGCACGUGUGAUCAUCCCCGGGCAAACUAGCUGUUUCGAGUGCGGACUCGACAUGCUUCCUCCACAAGUGAACUUUCCGAUUUGUACGAUCGCGGAGACACCGCGCCUCCCAGAGCAUUGUGUAGAAUACGCUCUUGUGCUCCUGUGGUUAAGGCCAACGUUAUCGACUUGUAGAACAUCUUUCUUUAACUUUCAUACUAGCUUGGAGCGUCCGAUGACAUCCCUCCCACUAGGAUCCCCCUCCUCCCCAAAAUAAGAAAGUAAGCACGGCAAAGAUGUGAGCGAUAUGCGUUUUCAAAUUUCGAAAAUUUUCCACGUUUUGCCAUCGUUUGAGGAUUGAAUCUCGUGCGUUUGAAGUGCUAAGAUCCCAAAACUUUUUGAGUUUAAGCCCCUCCCAUUCCCUGCGGUUUAAUUUCUUGGAUUUGCAUUCUUCAAAUUUCGAAAAUUUUCCACAUUUUGGCGCCGUUUUGGGAUUGAAUUUUGUGCGUUUGAAGCGCUAAAGUCCCAAAAUUUUUGAUUUUAAGCCCUUUCCAUGGAGCUCAAUCUCUUGGAUUUGCAUUUUUCAAAUUUCGAAAAUUUUCCGCAUUUUGUCGCCGUUUUGGGAUUGAAUUCCGUGCGUUUGAAGUGCUAAAGUCCCAAGAUUUUUGAUUUUAAGCCCUUUCCCUGAGAUUCAAUCUCUUGGCUUCGCGUUUUUCGAAUUUCGAUAAUUUUCCACGUUUUUCGUCGUUGUGAGAUUGAACCUCGUGAGUAGUGCUAAGAUCCCAAAACUUUUGAUUUUAAGCCCUUUCCCUGAAAUUCAAUCCCAUGGCUUCGUGGUUUCCUGGUUUCUUGAUCCUGGUUUCAUGAAGUUUCAUGGUUUCGUGGUUUCAUGGUUUCCCGGUUUCAUGGUUUCAUGGUUUCAUCUCGUGGCUUCGUGGUUUCAUCUCGUGGCUUCAUGGUUUCGCGGUUUCAUGGUUUCAUGGUUUCUUUCACGGUUUCAUGGUUUCCUGGUUUCGUGGUUUCAUGGUUUCAUCUUAUGGCUUCAUGGUUUCAUCUCAUGGUUUCAGGGGUUUAAGGGUUUAUGGGUUUGGGGUUUGUUUGUUUUUGUGUCGGAGGUUGCGGGUUUGGGUGUUGGAGGUUGAGGUUUCGGAGGGGAAGUGUUUGCAAAGUUUUAUUGCUCUUAAUAUUCCCGUCGUGCUCGUAGCUCUGGGGAUUGCUCCUACUUCUCCAAAAACGUUCAGAGCAAAAAUGACGAAAAAGAUACUUACAUAAUGGGGAUCCCUAGCGUUAUGACAGACAGCUCUAAUGUGGGACAAAUUUUUCGGGGAGAAUGCACAGGAAAAGGAGCAACGCAGCUCUGGAGCAGGUUCAGGCGCUGACAAGAGGCGGAACAUCGAAGGCGGAGAAGCAGGUAUGUCAACACCGCAGGACGAUGAAGACCAGGACACCGAGGACCUUGAAGUUGCGGAAGAGAGACUUGAAGAAGCGGCUCUCGAUGCCGAGAUAGAAGACUUGAGGCAAGCCAUCUUAGCCGGUGACGAAAGCGUCGUUGUAAACAAGAACACGGCCUCCUCGUCCUCUUCCUCACAGAAGCCGGUCGUGGGGCAAAGUUUCUAUGGUAGCGGUAACGGUAAAAAGCCGGUGUCUUCAAGUAGAUCAUCUGGUGCCGCGCGACUGCACGACGACCGCGGCGACAACUCGCAGAGUCCUGAGAAUGCACCCUUUCCGCCCUCGCGACGGACGAGUGGAAGUUACCAGCAACCUUCGCGACCUGCAACAGGCUACAGUGCUGGAGUUGUUACAGCUACCAGUGAGGACGUCGCAGGAGGCAAGGCAAUAAAUGUGAAAAGCUCAGCCGCUUCCAGGAGUGCUAUAGAAGUAGAGUCGAGUCAAGGGACCACGAAUCGCAGUGCUGUCGAAUCGAAGGUCCCGAAAGAUAGUGCCAGCACGAGCGGUUCUCCUGCGAAGCACAACGCAGUGGCGCUGAAUAAGGACAGCCCUGUGCAUAUGCAGUGGCUCUUCAAGCAGGCACUUCGGAGGGCGCGACACUUUGGAAUCCAGGGAGUGACGUAUCAGCUCACCAUGGGAGUAGUGAAGCGGAUCAUUCCCGCUGUGGCCUCGACGAAUGCAGUGAUCGCUGCGCAGUUGGCGCAGCUCGCGUUGAAGGUGAUGCUCUAUUGCGGCCCCGUGAACCACAAUUACUUUAUGUUCAUGGGGCACGACGGCUGUUACUCCCACACCUUCACGCUAGAGAAGAAACCGGACUGCCUGGUGUGCGGGGACCGGAGGGACACAGUAGACGUCGUGUUACCGCGUGAAAAGACCCUACAAGACCUGCUUGAUCACUUGGCAACGGCGCCUAAAUUGCAACUGAAGAAACCUAGCAUCACUUCGGCAGCUGGCGUCGUAUUUCUUCAGAAUCCGCCGAGUUUGCGAAAAGCGCACGAGUACAAAUUGCCCCAGGGUCUCGGCCAAUUAGUGGACUUUUUAUGGCUCCUCUCGGUAAUACAUUUUCUCACCGCAGCCAGGGAUCUUCUUAAGCUAAUUCAUCAGCAUGAAAUUCAGCGAUAAAGAUGAACCUCAAGCUGCAGUUUGUCGACAAAAGAAGGUAUUAACGAGACGAGCGUUGCUAAGAUUUGGCGUGUUUCAGCAGGGUGAGCCUCUCCUUGUAACCGAUCCUCUGUGUUUACCUAGCAGCAGCACUCUCAGAAUACGAAUACGAUUCUCCUCGCCAACAAGUGUGGACACAGCUAAUGACCAAUAGCGCCAAUAAAGUACGAUCUUGGUUUUUUUACACUGUUCCACACCUUCUGCUAAUCAAUAAAACAAGAAGUAGUUCGAAAUCGAACUGGAAGUGCCUACUUACUUACGUGGACACAGCACGAUCAAACAUAGGGAUCGCUUGUGUUCCUGUCCACGUUGCGCGUCUUUGUCAAAAUGUGCCGGAAAACUAUCGAGGAAAGCGUUCUACUACGUUCGUCGGGAUUACUUCUCUCUUCGAUCAUCCGUUUCAAUCUUCAGAAAAUAAUUGAUUACCGUUAACAAGAACUGGUCUUAGUGUGAGUUCAUUUUGGCGCAAGAUGAUUAAAUACUGCUAAUAGAAUCAAAUUAAUGCAGCGAUGAAGAUGAUAGGAUUCGUCUUUCUUGCAAAGUUCGUUGUGAAUACAUCCACCACGGAUAAAUCAGUCUGAGCACUGAAGAAAUGUGAGAAUCAAGAUUUGAAUGUGUCGCGGCUAAGAAUGGAUAGGAGAAUAGUGUCUUUGUG
Amoebophrya sp. A25 is the source of this 4119-nucleotide messenger RNA. NCBI's taxonomy places the organism in Eukaryota, Dinophyceae, Syndiniales, Amoebophryaceae. The record is from the annotation of a GenBank genome assembly.